Molecule: messenger RNA, 2521 nt
Organism: Daphnia pulex (common water flea)
Lineage: Eukaryota; Metazoa; Arthropoda; Branchiopoda; Diplostraca; Daphniidae
Product: UPF0676 protein C1494.01-like
Exons: 12
Coding region: 1447-2400 (317 amino acids)
Molecular function (GO): dioxygenase activity
Source: RefSeq, a predicted model, not a curated record
AUGAUGUCUUCCAGAAAGUGAAUAAGUUUCACUUCACUUAAGCUCAAAGUUAAGUUUUUUUAAUUGUCUUAAAAGGACAUGUAUUUCUAUGAGAAAACAUUAUUAUAGUGUUGUCUCCCAUGUGAUUGUUAAAAAGGACCGUUCAACUAUCAAUCACCAUCUCGUUAAUCAAAUAAUGAGAAAACCAAACUAAAGUUUAUUAGGAUAGAUUACUGGUAAUGUUUGGAAAGCAUCCCAACACAUAUUUUCCUACCACCAAACGAAUCAGGAAUAAACCACAACAAGACUUGUGGUUACGUCUGGAUAAUUACGACUUCUCGAAAUCAAUCUACGUUAAGACUGGAAUCAUUCAAAAGGAAUUUAAAACCGGUUAAAACGUUAUUACCAUACUUCGAAUUUGUGAGUCCAGUAAGGUUUGAAAAAGAAUAAUUUCUCCAAUCGUCAUUUUAUGGUCACUGCCUCAUCGUGUUUCACGUUAAACUAACUCGGAUCUAAAUCUAUUCCAACCCGGAUAUCCAGCCAGGCUUUGCAAGAUGCUCAUCAUUCGCAUUAAUACGGGACAAAAGCACUCAGCUCCCUGCAUAUUGACAAGACAUUGUUGGCAGAUUAAAAUGCUUUCGUAAAGCAAAUAGAUACAGAUUCCGACGAUCAGUUAGGCAAUCCAAGUACAUCUUUGUAUCUGAUGCUAUUAUGGACCGGAUCGUUAAAGUAAGAGACACAUCAAAAACCAACUCGCCAAUCAAUCGCCUUCUAGGUUUGUCCGGAUAACUAGGUUUGGUUUUCUAUUCUAGCUGGGCUAACAUACUAAAACAAUAUAUCUUAUUUUCACUUCUUAUAAAACUUUAUUUUUCUAGAGCCAAAAAGUCUUAAACAUAUUUUUUUUUUAAAGAAUGUCCGAGUGUCUUAUUUUAAGAAACUAAACAAAUUUUGUCAUGUAAAAUGUACUUAAUGAGAUCGUUCAACUUAAAAUAGCCUUUUUCUUUUGGUGACGAAAUGGUCUACGUGAUAUAUGUUUCUCAGGGGUCUUGCCGAGGAGGUAUAGUGUUUUAGUUACACGUUCCAAAGUAACUUGUGAUGUCACUUAGAGAAAUCGUAUUCAGUAAAUGGUUUUAUCUCCUUGUUUUUCCUGAAAAAAGAACAUGGCUUGAAAAUUAUUAUUCUGGGUGUGCGCUAUCUGUAUAUCUACUACCCCACCACUAAGGGGUUUUGAAGAAAACGUCCUUGUGACACACCAUCCAUCUCACUGUAAGGUCAACUGUGCUAAAAGAGCAAAAAGGAAAUUAUUUAUCCUUGGGCAACAGAUGAAACUCGUUGAUAAGAGAGUCACGUGACUGGACUGACCAUCAGCUGUGCGCAAGAUUCCACAGGCUUGGGAGGAGAGUCUGGCUGAUUUAACUUUAUAGCUAGAAAAGACGAACAAGAAAACCGCAGUUGAUUUUCAGCACCAUGGAGCAAAACACGGACGUCGUGAUUCCUAUCAUCGAUUUGGAUAAGUUGGGAUUACAAACUGCCGAUGUCGAGGAUGUAGAUCAAAUCACAAUGGAUCGUGUUUCCAGGGAACUCGACUCCGCUUUCUCUACUGUUGGAUUUGUUUACCUGAAAAAUCACGGCGUCAAUCAGCAAUUGGUAGAUAACUUAUUCGAACGUUCUAAAUCGUUCUUCCACCUGCCGGAAUCCAUUAAAGAAAAUUAUCGAUGUGGCGUUGAGAACUGUGACGGUUACACCGGAAAGGAUGGAGAAAUUUUGGAUACGAGUGCUCGACAUGAAAUUCGAGAAUCGUACGAUGUUGCCUCACCCGACGGACUCUAUCCCGACGAACACGCACCGGAAUUCCGGCAGGCAAUUAACGAUUUAGCCCCUUCUAUGUGCGAACUAACAUUCCGCUUGCUUAAAUGCAUGGCGCUGGCACUAGGACUCGAUAAGGAAUUUUUUGGGGAACGACACAACUUCAUGUUUAAAGCCGCCGAGAAAAACCGAACCAUCUUCCGUACUCUUUUUUAUCCAUCAUUGGCCGACACCGAAACCCUGGCCGGAGUAGUCAGAUGUGGUUUACAUUCUGAUUAUGGAACGAUUACUCUACUUCUACAAGAUGACAUGGGUGGAUUGGAAAUUCUUUCCCAGGGGAAAUGGUUCCCUGCUAAACCUAUUCCAGGGACGAUCAUGAUCAACUUGGGGGAUAUGAUGCAAUUUUGGACAUCUGAUCGUUACGUUGCUACGGUUCAUCGAGUGGUUGUUCCAGAGGAAGAGAUCCGUCGUCGAACUCCCCGUCAAUCCAUUGCUUUCUUUGUCCAUCCGGAUAACGAUGUGAUGAUUGCUCCGCUGGAUGGAUCCGGUAAGCAUGAACCAGUGGAUGCCCUCACGUAUGUCAAGUCCCGACUCAUUGCCUCCAGUUAUAAAUGAUACCUGCAAUCAAAUUCAAAUGGCAUUUCUACCGCCUUUUAAUAUUUCUUUUCUAACGCAUUUGAUGAAUAAAAUUUGAUCGAUUCUCGGGGAUCGAAAUAAAAUUUGAAUUUGAAUGAAA